AUGGCUGGACCAUUUCGCUUCCAGGAGGAAGCCAGGUCACCGCUCGAUCGCAGCGCCUCGCCCUUCUCUGCCGGCCAACCUGUGUCCUUCAAGACAAAUGUCAAUCGCUCCAAAACAAAGAAAUGGGUCCAGGCAAAGAAGAAUGCCUACGACGGCGACGACUGGGGCGACUACGACGAGUAUGACGAAUACGGCGUGAACCAGGAACCCCAAAAUGCCCAACCUCCUGCGCAGCGAUACUACGCCCAGCGCACAGAGCAGCCCUCACGAAGCUUCACCGACCCCUCCCUCCAAGCACCGCUACCAAAAGCCCGCAGGAAUUCGUUUGAGCGUGGAGAGGAACAACGCGCAUUCUCAUCGACCAUUCCUCAGCCCCAGCAUGCUCAUGCCCAGCCACAUAGAGAACCCCAGGGGCUGCCAGAUAGUAAUGCCUUUGGCGCAGGCUAUGAUAUGGGUGGGAGGGGUGAUUUCAGCCCCUCUGCAGUGCCUCCGCCAUUGCAGACGCGUAUGUCGCAGGUGCCUGCCGAUUUCACUCCCCCCUCACAAUCCCAAUUCCCUCCGCGCAAAAGCAGUAUAGGCCAGGCAAGUUCACCGAUAGCGACUUCCCCACGACCGCGCACCGGCAGUGCAUCUGAUAAGCCGCUGCCUUUUAUCAGACCAGCAGACAUAUACAAGCGCCACCAAGAAGAUCAGGAACGUCGGUCGCUAGAAUCAUCACGACCCAGCCUAGACUCUCUUUCAUCACCAACACGGGAUGAUGCAGGGCUCGCUCAUGAGGGUGGAAAAUCCCUGCAACCCAUGGAAACAGUCGCCGAGCGCAAGAGCGAGUAUCUACCAAACUUUGAUCCCAAAACCAUCCAGUCCGACCCCAGCCCUUCCCAGCAGGAACACCCCGCCAAUUCACUGUCGGACGAUCAGGGUCUACGCUCUGUUGUCGAUCAGGCAUUCACUCGUACUGAUGACCAACGCUCGGUUCCGCCAACACCGACAUCAAACGACACGAGCUCAGACCUUCUAAGAAGCAAUACUGGAAGCACUUCUGGUAUUAGUCCAAUCAUGAGCCGUGUCCCUAGCUCUGCCGCUUCAGCGUUAAAGAUCCGCAAUCAAGCAGAAGGAAAUACACCUGUGAUUAAGGAGGAACCUGGUGAAGUCACAACACCCGUCACCCAGCCAACGCCAGCGAACAAUGUUGACUCACUGCACCACGUUCCACAAAAGCCGUCUCCGGGUCACUCCCGAAACAUUUCAAGCUCGUCUACCCCUCGCAGUGGUCUUGCUACGCCGACACGUGGUGACAGUCCCGCUCGUUCACCUGUGCUAGCAGCCAACAAAGACGUUCCAAGACCAAAAUCCGCCCUUUUCUUGACUGAAGACGACGCAAGUCUUGAAGGCAUGGAUGGCGGGUUAAAGGGACCAUCUUCUGCAUAUGCUAAUCGCGAAGCGGAUCUCGCCACUUCAACUAACAGCCGCCCAAACAGUGGGGUUCUGGAUCUAGGAGCCGCGCAGCGUCAGUCACAGAACAUGUUCUUAGAAUCCCAUAAUACACAAUCCCCUAUCGAAGAUGUUUUACCCCGCGACCGUUCAGAAUCACCCAGCAAAGGCCGUGUGCAGGCGCUAGCCGGCAAGUUUGGCGAUGUAGCUUCUUCAAGACGCGGGUCAACACAGUCGAAUCUUUCAAGAAAUAGCGUUCAGUCAUGGGAGCGAAGUCGUGGCAAUUCUCGUGCAGCGUCUCCAACAAAAGCUAGUCCAUCAAAACCCAGCAGUCCGGUUAAAGAGUUCCGUCCCCACCUGCCCGGCCAGUGGGAAUCAUACACAACCACAGUUAUGACCCCUUCAGAACAUGGGGAGCAGGAUCGGGGGUUAGGCAAUGUGGAGAGGAACCAAAUUUCCUCCGAGAGUCUUGACUUGACACCCACAACUGCUAAGAAAUCAGUUGCUGAAGUUCCUUCAACCGAGGCAGACAACUCCGACCCAAUGGCCGCCCUUCGAAACGCCGGAGCUGCAAUGGUUGAAUCUAUCCGUACAACUAUGGGGGCGGGCGAAGACCCAUCUGAAACUGAGAAGGAAAAAAAGGCAUCUGUUGACCAUGGCAACAUCUAUCUCCCUAGGCCAUUGCAGCUUGAUCGCACGAUAACAUCUAAUUCAAGUGCACCACCUACACCCCCUGCCAAGGACACUCCAAAAUCCGAGUUUCCGCCAUCGCCUCCCUCGAAAGAAACCCCCUCGCCGUCCGAGGAGGAUCCGUUGACUCGCCCAAGCUUUGAUCAAAAACUUAGCACCGAUACUUCUGCCGAAGACCAAGAAAGUGAUCGUUUGCGAAAGGAAAUUGUUGCCAGUUUGGGUCCUCUCAAUAUCCCCGACUCACCAGCGGAUGAACCAAGUUUAGCUCCACUGCAACCACGCAGCCCGGGUACAAAUCGUGCCAGCUCGAUCCUCCCUGACGAGUACAAGAGCUAUUGGGCUGAAGAAGACCGCAUUUCUCGGCGAUCUUCUCAAAAGAGCGAGACCAUAGCCAAAGACCCACCACAAGCAGCGACUGUUGCGUUUCUCCCACAAUCCGAAGACCCCACAAAACCUGUCAUCAAGAGGUUCAGUUGGGAAGGGGGCGAUUCGCUGAUGCAAACGCCAGUUGAAUCGGGAAAGGAAACUCCCUCAGCAGAGCCUGCAACAGCCUCACACGGGCCCGAAAAGCCUACAUCCGCUGGAGAGCGAGCUGUAGAACAGGAACAUCAUCAACCACCUGUGGCUCUCCCUGGCAUUGCUGUACACACUGGUCAUACUCCGACUGUUACCAAACCUGACUCUGUCGGUGAUAGCGAAAAGCCGACUGAACCUUCUCUUUUGGACCCUACAGAGGCUAUAAUCAGCCCCGCUCGAGAGGCUACGCGUUCACCGGGUCUUCAUGUUGUGAAUACGGAAGAAAACCCCGAAGCUGUGGAUCUUCCUCCACGCUUUACUGCUGAACACGAUCCGCCUCCCGCGGUGUCUGAAGAGCCCAAAUUGGCUGAAAAAGCCACAACACCGGAACCUGCAGAAUUACAGCCAGCGAUUGAAGCACGCAAUGAAGAGGCUCAGACUCCUGCUGCAGCGCCUGUAGCGUCCGUGGCGCAAGAAUCUUCUACCAAGUCGCCAGCCACAGACAAGCCCUUGGGUGCUCGAGAGAUCGCAACACUCAAUUCGGCAACGGAACGAAUUGAUACGUACAACAAGACCCGGGAAUAUUGGGCGAGUGUAGACCAUGGGCUAAAUGAUUGGCUGACAGCAACUUUGGAUGCAAAGCCCGAGUUGGCAACGCAAACAUAUCCAGUGCAACGAGCGCCUACUGGCUCUAUUCGUCACAGACACACUGGCUCACUUUUGUUCGGGAAACUGGGUGGGUCAAGUAGCCACGAGUCAAGUGCUGAACAGCAUAACAAUGCCAGUGCGGCCGCUCCUACCAACACUGGCUCUCCCACUGCCAAUGCACCUUCUGGGUCUAGUUUUGGUGGACGCAUUGUGAACCAGCAAGUGCAGAUGAAGGGUAAAGAUCUGCUGCAUACUGCCAACGUACUGGGUGGGAAGGGUAUGACCAGUGCCAAGGGCUUUUUUGCCAAAGGCAAAAGUCGCUUCGGGCGCGAAAAGGCAGAGAAGUGA
Messenger RNA from Bipolaris oryzae ATCC 44560, 3633 nucleotides. RefSeq lists its product as uncharacterized. The transcript is spliced from 2 exons. Lineage: Eukaryota; Fungi; Ascomycota; Dothideomycetes; Pleosporales; Pleosporaceae. The coding region runs from base 1 to 3633 and encodes 1210 amino acids. The record is from RefSeq and is a predicted model, not a curated record.